Molecule: messenger RNA, 2601 nt
Organism: Ilyonectria robusta
Lineage: Eukaryota; Fungi; Ascomycota; Sordariomycetes; Hypocreales; Nectriaceae
Product: major facilitator superfamily domain-containing protein
Exons: 11
Coding region: 1-2601 (866 amino acids)
Biological process (GO): transmembrane transport
Cellular component (GO): membrane
Molecular function (GO): transmembrane transporter activity
Source: RefSeq, a predicted model, not a curated record
AUGCAUCUGUUGCGCCCAGUGCAAAAGGGAACACUCCACAAUACAGAGCUGGCAAAGUACCUUGUAUACCGUAACACAAGCAGUGAGUCAGGUACCUCAGGCACGCGCGGCAUCGACGAUCACCUCAGCAGCCUCCCUCUACGCAAUGCACCUCUAACCUCAGCUGCCCGGCGCCCUUCUCUCGGUGUGCUCCUCGCAUCUCCGACUCCAAAUGGCCGUCUCUGCAACCUUGAAGCAGCUGGCUGCCCGCGCAAUCGCUUUCCUGGACGACCCGCCCCGACUCACCUAUGUCUUCCUGCUCAUCAUCUUCCUCGAGCUCCAACCAUCCGCCUGCUCGAGAGCGCCAUCUGCCACCAGCACUACCGCCAUGACGAGCCGGUCGGCGACAUUGACGAGUCCAUGUGCAAGCUUGUGCCUAUUCAGGCCAAACUCGCCCGAGUCCGUGGGCUCAUGAGCUUCUUUGACGCUCUACCUGUCAUCUGCUUCGGCUCCUUCUUUGGCUCGUUCGCCGACAGAAAAGGCCGUCGCUUCCCCUUUGGCCUUGCUUGUCUGGGCAUCAUCGGCGGCAUGGCUUGGAUAUUUUUUACCUGCCACCUCUGGAACCGUGUCCCCAUUGAGGUUGUCUGGUUCUCGUCACUGUUUCGACUCAUUGGCGGCGACCCAAAUCUUGCCAUUGCCCUCUGCUUGACCAUGGCUUCCGACGUGUCGACCGAGACCACCAGCUUGUCACUGCUGUGCACCUAUCCCGUCCUGCUCCGCAUGCCCGAAACGCUGUCCAAGGCCCGCCAAGAAGAGGAGCAAGAGGUCCAAGGUGGUGGCGAAGCACACAAGGCCAUGGAGCGCACCGGUCUCGCCUCAUACAACAAGUUUCUCAAAGAUCGGCGCAUACUCGUGGGCAUCAUCACCGUCUUCCUAGCUCAAUUUCGGAACAACACGAUUGAAAUCCUGCUGCCUUACACCUCCAUCCGAUUUGGACUGAAGCUUGGCGAGACGGCAACACUGCUUUCCGUCGUUUCGGCAGUGAAUAUCGUUGUCUUCCUCGUACUGCUUCCCACUCUCACCACCUGGCUGGAGGAAAAGGCCGGAUGGUCAGCCCACAGGGUCAACCUGUACGUUGCGCGGGUGAGCAGCGCCAUGCCAUCGGCAGGUGCUGCCAUGCUGGCUGCGGCUGGGAACAUCGGAGUCGUCGUGUUUGCACUCAUCAUCUACGCUGCUGGCUUCGGCGUGCGCCUUUCCAUCAUCGCUGUGCUCACCGCAUUUGUGAGCUCUGAAAAGGAGACCGCAAAGCUUUAUUCGCUGAUCGCAACCACCGACGCCAUCGCCCACAUGAUUGCAAGCCCCCUUCUCCAACUAGUCUGGGACAAAGCGCUGGACAUAGGUGGCAGGUGGAUUGUGCUACCUUUCGUUGUUCUCGCGGCCAUCUUCCUCAUCGCCUUCGGUACUUCAUUCUUCAUCAGGGAGCCACCCUCUAGUGCCACACGGCCUGGUGACGAAGACGCUCAUCGCAGCGAACAAGAGCCGCUCCUCAGUGAGGCUACGUCGGCACCACAAACUUCGCCUACCGCCUCUUCCUCGACAAUCCCGUGGGCCGCUCCCGAAACUCGACUGCAAUCCUCAAGUACUCGGCUCCUUAUACCGCUGCCGAGCCGCGUGUGCCCUUCUCCGCUGAACGCCAGGCUUUCGAAGCGCUCGCUCUUUACCCAUAUCCCGUGGCGCGAGUUCAAGUAUCCGCCCGCGGGCGACAGUCAAGGAGAAGUCGGGGCGCCCAUUGAAGCGGCAGAGGGCCAGGACCUCUCUACCACACUUCCCGAGGGCUUUCUGGACGAUCGUGAAAACCAUGUGACAAUCAUCGAGGAUUGCACACCGAGGACUGAUGCUGCAGCCGGUAUCGUCUGGGAUAACCUUGGUCGCCGAUUGGGUCUUUUCCUUGCCCAGCUGCAUGCUUGGGGUGCUGGGCCUGGUCACACAGAGGCUGAUGGUCUGUUUGGUACUAAUUCGUCGGCGAAGGAGCUCAGUAUCGAAGAGACGUUUACGGAUUUCUUCAAGAAUGUCGCCGCGACUGGGUACACAGUCGAUGACAAUCGCAAGACACUGCUAGCGGCUCUCGAGGGAUUAGAGCGGGAUGUGCGGGAGAAGCUCGAGACCUGUAUCAUGAUGGGAAGCGUAUUGGUCAACUUCGAGAACAACGGCAUCCUGCCGAGCGUCAGUGUGAUUGACUGGGAGUUCGUCAUGAUGUCUCCUGCUUUCAUCGACGUCGGCAACUUCGCCGCUGAGCUAUUCCUAAUCAGUUACUACGAGGGCACCGACUCUACGUACGCAACCGUGCUUGAGGCCUUUGCCAAGGCGUAUCACGAGCUCGGCGGCCCACUGGACAUCCAGCAGGCCAUCCGGUUUGCCGGCGCCCACAUCAUGAUGUCACUCCCCAGACGACUGGACUCGCCACGAAGCAUGGCUACCAGAGACACGGCGGCCCCUUGUGUGGACCAGGCACUCAAGUUCAUCACGAACCCGGAUUUUGACUAUCUGGAUAAUCGACAUCAGGACCCCUUUGCGAAUAUGGUGCGGCUGAUGAAAGAACGCCGGCAGACGAUGCAGCCGUAG